Radiomyces spectabilis is the source of this 897-nucleotide messenger RNA. RefSeq names its product GPN-loop GTPase. Gene Ontology annotation, cellular component: cytoplasm. The transcript has 6 exons. The record is from RefSeq and is a predicted model, not a curated record. NCBI's taxonomy places the organism in Eukaryota, Fungi, Mucoromycota, Mucoromycetes, Mucorales, Radiomycetaceae. Gene Ontology annotation, molecular function: GTPase activity. Bases 1 to 897 code for a protein of 298 amino acids.
AUGCCGUUCGGACAGAUUAUCGUUGGGCCACCUGGUUCCGGUAAAACAACGUAUUGUUGGGGCGCUUACCAGUAUCUUACAGCGGCCGGCAGAAAAGUAGCUGUUGUGAAUCUUGACCCAGCGAACGACCAUAUACCUUAUCCUUGCGCAAUCAAUGUGGCUGAUCUGAUCACGCUGGAAGAUACAAUGAACGAACUCCGGCUUGGACCCAAUGGCGGCAUAAUGUUUUGCGUCGAGUAUCUUUUGAAGAAUCUGGACUGGUUGACAGAACAGUUGGACAAACUGCAGGAUCAUUACUUUCUGUUUGAUUUCCCGGGCCAAGUGGAACUGUUCACCCACCAUACUGCUGUCAAAGAAAUUCUUGAUCGUCUUCAGAAGCUGAAUUACAGACUGGUUGCUGUCCAUCUCGUCGACGCUCACUACUGCACCGAUCCUGCAAAAUAUAUCUCCGUAUUACUCCUCUCGCUUAAGACGAUGAUCCAGCUCGAGUUACCGCAUGUUAAUGUCUUGUCAAAAGUCGAUCUGAUAGAAUCGUAUGGAAAACUAAGGUUCAACUUGCAAUAUUACACCGACGUUAUGGAUCUUUCGUACCUUUUAGAUUCCUUGAACGAAGAUGCUUUCGGCUCCAAAUUCAAAAAGUUGAAUCAAGCACUGUGCGAGCUUAUUGAAGACUUUUCUUUGGUUGGCUUCUAUACAUUGUGUGUCGAGGACAAGAAAUCCAUGACGAAUUUGCAGCAAGUCAUUGAUAAGGCCGGCGGGUUUGUCUUUGGUGGUUUAACCGAAGGUAACGAAUCUAUUAUGACGACGGCAAUGUUAUCAGGCUAUAACGAGGAUGUCAGUGAGGUGCAAGAACGAUGGAUCGAUAACACACGCUUGGAUGAUGAAGAUGAAGCUUAG